AUGCAACUGCAUCGAGGCCCGCGCCACGCACACGCACGCACCCUGCACAAACCUGUCAUCGGUACAGCUGCACAAAGCAUCGCCAUGGCUCCAUGGUACUAUCGUGUGCUACGAUCAUGGCUCGUCAUGGACCCCUCCAUAAUGGUGGAGGAUGACGAUGUGCGCCGCAACUAUCAAAUCCUGAAGCACGCUGGGCUCAAGUUUAUUUAUUUCUUUGGAGGAAGAGCCAGAACUGUCAAACAGGCUCCGAUUGCAGCGAUAUGUGGAAUCUUAAUAUUCAUACCUGGAAUUCUCUUCUUUGUCUUUGAAGCCAACUGGAUGUGGCAUAACCACCAUCGUGCCGUGGUCAUCGUGUUUGCGUAUUUCUGGGGUCUUUGUGGUCUGUGCUUUAUCAAAGCAGCCACUUCGGACCCCGGAGUGGUUCCCCGAAAUAUUCAUAUUCCGUCCAGCUUAACAAAAAUCGAGGUUCUGGAAACAGGCCCAAGAUUGGAACCGUCGUUUGCUCCCAGUGAGUACUUCAAUGUGAUUUCACUUCCCCACAAAACCUCAUCUGCUGGAGUAAAGGUGCGCUACUGCAGCACCUGCCAUAUAUGGAGGCCACCUAGAUGCAGCCACUGCUCUGUCUGCAACUCUUGCGUGCUACACCAUGACCACCAUUGCCUCUACUUGAACAAUUGCGUCGGGCUACGCAAUUAUCGGUACUUUUUGUGGUUUUUAUUAAGUGCGGUCAUCGCCAGUGCUCUUAUAUUGUACACCUCGCUCCACCAUUUGUUGAGUACUUCUUACAGAAAAACUCCCUUGAGUGUUGUUCUCGUGAUAUAUUGCGGAUUGGGUGUAUUAUAUCCACUUUUGCUACUUUGUUUCCACACAUAUAUUUCCAUGUGGAAUAUCACUACGAGAGAAUUCUUGAAUUAUGUUCGUGGUCUGCUGCUCAAACACAGCGAAAAUUUUAUUUACAGCUACAAUGGAGGUUUACUACGCAAUAUGUUCUUGAAUUGGGUGGCUCGUCCUCGGAUGUGGUCAAUUCAAGGAAUAAGAGAACACUAUGCACCGUCCGAUAUCCGCCAAAAGGCAGUUCAGCAAUUGCGUUCAUUUGAAAGCGAAAAGUGA
Meyerozyma guilliermondii ATCC 6260 is the source of this 1110-nucleotide messenger RNA. Its product is annotated as palmitoyltransferase. The record is from RefSeq and is a predicted model, not a curated record. The coding region runs from base 1 to 1110 and encodes 369 amino acids. The transcript has a single exon. Gene Ontology annotation, cellular component: Golgi apparatus; endoplasmic reticulum. Lineage: Eukaryota; Fungi; Ascomycota; Pichiomycetes; Serinales; Debaryomycetaceae. Gene Ontology annotation, molecular function: protein-cysteine S-palmitoyltransferase activity. Gene Ontology annotation, biological process: peptidyl-L-cysteine S-palmitoylation; protein targeting to membrane.